ACUUGAAAAUAGAAAUAUCAAUAUGAAAUAUAAAUAAAUAAAUAAAUAGGGGUGAGUAGAUCAUUGAAUUGUUCAUUCUGAAUCUGUUUGUUUCUGGUUUCUGAGAUUCAAAGAAAGAAGAAGAAAUCAAAGAAUGGAUGCAUUCACUUCGUUUUUCGAUUCAACAUCAAAUCGAUGGAACUACAAUUCGCUCAUGAAUUUCCGUCAGAUUUCUCCCAAAGUUCAAAAUCACCUCAAGCAGGUUUACUUCACCCUGUGUUUCGCCGUGGUUGCUGCCGCUGUUGGAGCUUACCUCCAUGUUCUCUUCCACGUUGGCGGUCUUCUCACCACUCUCGCCUGCGUCGGAACCAGUGUUUGGUUACUCUCAACACCUCCUCGUGAAGAGCGAAAGAGGGUUUCUUUGUUGUUGGCCUCAUCACUGUUUCAGGGUGCCUCUAUUGGACCCUUGAUUGAUUUGGCCAUUCAAAUCGAUCCAAGCCUCAUCUUUAGUGCAUUUGUGGGAACUUCCCUGGCCUUUGCAUGUUUCUCCGGAGCAGCUUUGGUGGCUAAGCGUAGGGAGUACUUGUACCUUGGUGGCCUGGUAUCUUCGGGGUUGUCCAUUCUCCUUUGGCUGCACUUUGCUUCUUCUAUCUUUGGAGGUUCAACAGCUCUCUUUAAGUUUGAGUUGUAUUUUGGGCUUUUGGUGUUUGUGGGUUACAUUGUAGUGGACACACAAGAAAUAGUUGAGAGGGCACAUCUUGGCGAUCUGGAUUAUGUGAAGCACGCUUUGACCUUGUUUACUGAUUUGGCUGCAGUUUUUGUCCGGAUUCUAAUUAUCAUGAUGAAGAAUUCAGCCCAAAAGAAUGAGGAGAAGAAGAAGAAGAGGAGAGACUAGUUCUCUCACCAAUCAGUUUAUUCGACGCUUUUUGUGCAUCUUGUUUAGUCUUUGCACUCUUUGGGAAAUGCAUGACAUAGUUGUGUAUAAAGUGUUGUCCACGUUCUUGAACUAGUAGUUCCUACUUGUGCAGUUGGUCAUGUAUCUGCUUUAUAUCAGACUAUCAGUAGUACAUGUUGACAUGUUUUUCUAGCUUUAUAAUAAGAGAUUCUUGCAUAA
Molecule: messenger RNA, 1093 nt
Organism: Lotus japonicus
Lineage: Eukaryota; Viridiplantae; Streptophyta; Magnoliopsida; Fabales; Fabaceae
Product: bax inhibitor 1-like
Exons: 6
Coding region: 134-874 (246 amino acids)
Cellular component (GO): membrane
Source: RefSeq, a predicted model, not a curated record